GUCUCGACAAAGUUAAUUAGGACUAAAAUUAAGCACAAGAAGUUUCUCUCCUCCACAACGCACAAGAAGAUCAUGCCAUUGCCUUCAAGUUUCAUCUAUGCCUCAGCAAUGCAGAAGGGCCGUGGUUGGCUUUUAUUGGUAGGGAUCAUGGGAAUGAUAUUUAAGCUUGGAUUUGGAGAUGUAUCACCAGUGGCAACGGGGAGAGUUGGAGAUCCUGCAUCCAUCUUACUCUGCAUCAGUGAAUGUGGGACUUGUCCGGUGGUUUGUUCCCCACCACCUUCCCCACUCCUGACAACUUACCCUCCACCGCCACCGCCGUUAAAACCGCAGUCACCUCCUCCACCGCUGUUAACACCAAACCCUCCACCGCCACCAUCAUUGACACCAUACCUUCCACCUCCACCACUGUUAAUAUCAUACCCACCUCCUCCACCACUACUGACAACAUAUCCACCACCACCAGAACACCACUCACCACCACCUUCUUACUAUAACUCUCCACCUCCACACUCACCACCACCACCACCACCACCACCACCUCCCACGUUCUCCAACACGCCUCCAUAUCACCAAGCGCCUCCCCAUCAAUACCCCUAUCCUUACUACUACUAUUAUGCCUCGGAGGCCGCCUCUGUUUCCUUUUCAUGCUUUCUUCCUGCUUCUAUUGUUGCUCUUCUUCUAUAUUUUGUAAUUCAGUAAUUAAUUAUUGUAAAAUUGUGGGGUGUUGUUACAUGUACAUAAAAUUAAAACGACUGUUGUGCUGUUCAUAAAUCUCCUUGUAUUUUUUUUUUUUCCCUUCAUUGAUUCAGCAAUUUCUGCUGAAUUUUAGAAGUAAACGAUCACUUCCACUACAUUUUCAUUGAAUAAAAUGAAAUUUCCCUU
Messenger RNA from Rubroshorea leprosula, 882 nucleotides. NCBI's taxonomy places the organism in Eukaryota, Viridiplantae, Streptophyta, Magnoliopsida, Malvales, Dipterocarpaceae. The record is from the annotation of a GenBank genome assembly.